GAAAGUUGUUUCCUGAAGUUGACAUUGCGCUGCUAAUUUCCACACCUAAGUCCUGGUGCUCGUACAAAAAAACAUUAAAUAAAAAAAAAUUAAAAUGACCUCGACAGGUUUGCCGGACUUCUCUUGGUAGCCGUCUUCCUCGUCAGCCGGUGAGCUGCUUCUGAUGGAGCUGUCCGACGAGAGGAUGAGCUCUAAGAGUGAAGACACAGAGACGGGCCUGCAGGCCCAGCUAGCCGAGUGCCGAGCUCAGGUCGAGCAUUGGCAGGGUGUGGCGACGAUCUGUGAGCUCAGCAAACAGGAGGAACUGGCAGAGCUGCAAAAACAAUGUGAUCAAGAGAUCCAGUCUCUGCAGGAGGCUCUCAGAGAGACAGUAGCGCAGUAUGAGGCCAGGAUAGCUGUUCUUCAGUCUCAGCCUGUGGAGUGGAGGAGAGCCAGUGGACAGAACAUGAUCGGUGGAAGAAAAGGCAAGAUGGAUGCUGAAGUCUCUGGUAAUGAAUCCUUAACAUCGAUCAACAACAGCCUGACGGAGGCUGAGGCGACAGCAUCAACAGACAGGACACUACCAGCAGAUCUCGAGGUGUUGGCAGAGGGAGAAGGGGCUCCGCUUACGACAGAAGGGUAUUUUUCACUGCGACACUGCGACUCGGCCUCGCUGUCCUCCUUCUCCUUAGACACGCCCUCCUUGCCCAGGAAGCUCCACGCUCAGGAAGACACAGACUCUCUGGUGUCCACAGGAACUUUGGUGCCUGAAGCCAUUUACCUGCCGCCAGCUGGACACCGGCUGGUCACACACAGCGACUGGGAUGCACUCAAUACUCAGGUAUCAGAGUUACGAGGGGAGGUGAGUCGGCUGCAGGCAGAGAAGGAGCAGCUGGAGAGAGAACUGGACACGCAGACCAACCACACACACAAACAGGUAACAAUGCUCCAGUCUCAGGUCCAGACUUCAGAGGCCCUCCUCCAGGAUUUGCAGAAAUCUUUUAGCCAAUCACAGAAUGCAGUCCAGAGCCGGCUGGCAGAGUUGUCCCUUUCUCAGAGGAAGAUGUGCAGCGAGUUGUCCAGACUGAAAGGGGAAGAGGUUGAGGACGACAUACCAGACUCCAGCUCAUCAUUCCUAGCGACACUGCAGGGGGCACACUGUGAGGAGCGCCUUCGCAUUGAGAUUGUCAACCUGAGGGAGCAGUUGGACACUCGAACAGAGGAGAACGAGGUUUUAGAAGUGCAGCUGUCCAGUCUGAAGACAGAGACAGAGAGGAUCCAGGCUCAGAAGGACCAGUUGCAGGCUGAAGUGCUGGCCUGCCGCACUGAGCUGGAAGCCCUGCGGGUGGCACUCUCUCAUGUGCAGAGCACCAACAAGGCUCUCAACAAUGAUAAAGAUGGCUUGCAGCAACAGUGUCUGGAGCUGCGAAGUCAAGUGAUCAGCCUGCGCUCCCAGGUCGACACCAGCCAGACUGUACAGAGGGACUUUGUCCAGCUUUCUCAGUCUCUGCAGGUGAAGCUGGAGUUAGUUCGACAGGCUGAGAGUCUGGAACAAGUGAAGGAAAUCCUGGAAGAGGGAGUCAGUGAAGCAGGUUCCUCGCCUGCAGACGCCUCGUGAGUCUUAAAAAGUCACAUUGGAACCAAAGAGCAUGGACCAAGAUGAAACAUCCUCAGAGUGACUAAUAAAGGCCAACGUACCAUGGCCACAUUAAAUACAGACUCUGUGGAAUCAACACAGCUGCUGCUGCUAGCACAGUAUUGUGACACCAGAUAAACUCCUAAACAGAGACAUGAUGCUUUUGUUUGUUUCAGAGGUGACAGGUUUGGUGUCAGUGACUCAAACUGUUGCCUAGUGACCAAAGCGAUCUUUGAUGAACCAUGAUUUUUUUUGAUAACACUGUUAAAUUGUCUCACACUCUCUUCAUCUAGUAACAUGUUCAUUUCUUUUCUAAAACAUAUGUAAAUUUAAUGUUUAUGAAACUGACACGACUCCAGCAGAACACUUAACAGUUCAACACUUGACUUUGCACUGUGCCAGUUAUUAAUAUGCAAACUACACAAUCAUUUUCCCAUGCAAACAUAUUUGUAAAGAGAUAUGAGGACCUGUACGACCUGUUCUUAGUGCAUCCACAAUAGCUUUUAGACUUCAAGCAAAUUUAUGAUCAUGGAUUAGGAACGAAGGAAAACUCCAUGGAGAAAAAUGUGAAUGAUUAACAUCUUGCCAUUGUUUUGUGCUAAUACACACUGAAAACUUA
Toxotes jaculatrix (banded archerfish) is the source of this 2234-nucleotide messenger RNA. It is a transcript of the gene rabep2, whose product is annotated as rabaptin, RAB GTPase binding effector protein 2. The transcript has 12 exons. Gene Ontology annotation, cellular component: intracellular membrane-bounded organelle. Gene Ontology annotation, molecular function: GTPase activator activity; growth factor activity. The record is from RefSeq and is a predicted model, not a curated record. Bases 164 to 1597 code for a protein of 477 amino acids. NCBI's taxonomy places the organism in Eukaryota, Metazoa, Chordata, Actinopteri, Toxotidae. Gene Ontology annotation, biological process: endocytosis.